GGGUUACCGUGUGUGGUGUGUAUCCUCAGGGUUCGGACGACUGUUUGGUGAAGAUCUGGGCGACGGAUAACGGGCGUUUGCUGGCGACACUGAGAGGUCAUGCGGCAGAGAUUUCAGACAUGGCUGUGAAUUAUGAGAACACCCUUCUGGCAGCCGGCAGCUGUGAUAAAAUGAUCAGAGUGUGGUGCCUGCAGACCUGCGCCCCGCUGGCGGUACUGGAGGGCCACUCGGCAUCCAUCACGUCAUUACAGUUUUCUCCUCUGUGCAGUGGCAAUAAGAGGUUCCUGUCCUCCACUGGAGCUGACGGCACCAUCUGUUUCUGGCAGUGGGAUGCACGCACGCUCAAAUUCGGGCAGCGUCCCAGCAAAUUCAUUGAGCGGCCCAGACCAGGCGUGCAGAUGAUCUGUUCCUCUUUUAGUGCAGGUGGGAUGUUCCUCGCGACAGGCAGCACUGAUCACAUCAUUAGGGUUUAUUACUUUGGAAAUGGACAACCAGAGAAGAUAUCUGAGCUGGAGUCUCACACUGACAAAGUCGACAGCAUCCAGUUCUCCCAUGGUGGCGAUCGGUUUGUGAGUGGCAGUAGAGACGGCACGGCGCGGAUAUGGCAGCUGCAGCAGCAGGACUGGCGAAGCAUUCUCCUGGACAUGGCCACUAAGCUACCUGGCAAGUACAACCCUCCACUUUUAGAGGACAAAGUUACCAAACUGAAGGUGACUAUGGUGGCCUGGGAUUGCAAUGACAACACAGUCAUUACCGCUGCGAACAACUUGACAUUGAAAGUGUGGAACUCGUACACAGGGAACCUUAUUCAUGUAUUGAUGGGCCAUGAGGAUGAGGUGUUUGUGUUGGAGCCACAUCCAUUUGAUUCCAGAGUGCUUUUCUCUGCUGGGCACGAUGGAAACGCCAUCGUCUGGGAUUUGGCAAGAGGAGUCAAAAUACGCUCUUACUUUAACAUGAUCGAGGGUCAGGGCCACGGUGCGGUCUUUGACUGUAAGUGCUCUCCUGAUGGGCAGCACUUCGCUUGCACGGACUCCCACGGUCACCUGCUCAUCUUUGGCUUCGGCUCUAGCAGCAGAUACGACAAGAUAGCAGAUCAGAUGUUCUUCCACACUGAUUAUCGGCCGCUUAUCCGUGAUGCCCAUAACUUUGUGCUGGACGAACAGACCCAGCAGGCACCUCACCUCAUGCCGCCACCAUUCCUGGUGGAUGUGGACGGGAAUCCUCACCCUCCACGCUACCAGAGACUGGUUCCUGGCAGAGAGAACUGCAGAGAGGAACAGCUCAUACCCCAGAUGGGGCUCACGUCAUCAGAUAAGGAUAUGGGGAAAUUCAUCCUUCGGCAGCUGUCAGAAGGCCUGGCCAAGAUCAACGCAAACCAGCUACCUGGAAACUACACGAUGUGGUGUUAUCACUUCAUCUUGUACCCAAGGGUGAUGUGGCCUCUGAAGCUGCGCGAAGUCACCUCAUCAGCAGUAAGCCGGAUGGAGGCAAAAGCCAACUCCUUCAUCCGCAAAUGGCUCGGCCUACCACGGAGAAGGGAAGUGCUCAAGGACCUGGGACUACGGGGAGCCACACUGAGCAGAUCCACCAAAGAGCUCUCUGAGGAAGCGGAGAAUGCAAGCCACUGGCUCUGGCUGAAACGACGAGACAAGGCUUGGGGAGAGACGUUCUGGGUUAAGGGGCGAAACGUCAAUGAGCGGUGGUCCCCAGCUGAAGACCCUGCAGAAAACCACGUGGUCUGCGGUCAGGUCCAGCAGAGGAGACAGGAAUUGGAACAGGGAGAAAACGAAGCAAGACCUCCGAGCAGAGAAUCAUCAGAUGAGGAAAGAGAGGAAAAAGAACCCUGGCCUGAUGAUAACAGCAGCUCCAGUGAUUACUCCAGCGAUUACUCAGACUGGACAGCAGAUGCUGGAAUAAACCUGGAACCGCCCAAGAAGACCAGCGUGAAGAAAAAGAAGAAGAAGAAUGCCAGCAGCUCGGAAGAAGAUGGAGAGAAGAAAAAAGACUCCAAGAAGGAGAGGAGGAAAGAAAAGCAGGACAAAGAUGGAGCACUACCAAAGAAGAAGAAGCCAAAGGAGAAACGGAAGAGGAUACCUGAACUGCAGAACCAGGGUUUGACAUUAGAGGAAUGGCUGCCCUCCGCCUGGAUCACUGACACCAUGCCACGGAGAUGCCCCUUCACCCCACAGAUGGGCGAUGAGGUAUAUUAUUUCCGUCAAGGCCAUGAAGCUUAUGUGGAGAUGGCCAAAAAAAACAAGAUCUUCAGUAUAAAUCCUAAAAAACAGCCCUGGCACAAGUUAGAGCUCAGGGAGCAGGAGCUGUUGAAGAUAGUGGGCAUCAAGUAUGAGGUGGGUUUGCCUACUCUGUGCUGUCUGAAGCUGGCCUUCCUAGACCCAGACACUGGCAAACUGACGGGCGGCUCUUUCUCUAUGAAAUACCACGACAUGCCUGAUGUCAUCGACUUCCUUGUACUUCGGCAGCAGUUUGAUAAUGCAAGACAGAGGAACUGGAUGAUAGGUGAUCGUUUCCGGGCAGUGAUAGAUGAUGCCUGGUGGUUUGGUACGAUUGAGAGUCAGGAGCCUUACCAGGCUGAAUAUCCAGACUCUCUGUUCCAGUGCUACAACGUCUGCUGGGAUAAUGGAGAUACAGAAAAGAUGAGCCCAUGGGACAUGGAGGAGAUUCCCAAUGAAGCAGCAUUUCCUGACGAGUUAGGUCUGAGUGUGCCUCUAACUGAGGAGGAGCAGAAAGCCUUAUUGUACAAGCCCCUAGAAGGAGAGUGGGGCUCACGCACACGUGACCAAGAGUGUGAGCGCAUCAUCAGGGGCAUCGACCAGCUUUGCACUUUGGAUGUGGCUGCACCAUUUGAACUGCCAGUGGACUUGCAGGCAUAUCCAGCAUAUUGCACUGUAGUUGCUUACGUCACAGAUCUAAGCACCAUACGACAAAGACUGCAGAACCGUUUCUAUAGGCGAAUGUCGUCGUUGAUGUGGGAGGUACGCUACAUUGAACACAAUGCUCAAACCUUCAAUGAACCAGGCGCGUUCAUUGUCAAAACUGCCAAAUUCGUAUCUGACCUCAUGCUACAAUUUAUCAAGGACCAAAGCUGUACAGAUAUUAUUCCACUGUAUAACAGUAUGAAGAAAACUGCUUUCUCAGAUUCAAGCGAUGAUGAAGAUGAGGAUGAAGAACAUGAGGCACCUUGUACAUCUAGCCGCAAUAAGAAGAGGCAGCAGCAGCAGCCUAUCCUGAGGAGUAUGCGCAGUAAACCAUCAUCAGACCCUCAGAGCUGGAAGGGGCGCUGCAGAGAGCUGCUGGAGCUCAUCUUUCAGUGUGAAGAUUCAGAGCCUUUCAGACAACCUGUGGAUCUGGAGGAGUAUCCGGACUACUUGGACAUUGUGGACACUCCUAUGGACUUUGGGACUGUCUUGAACCGCCUGUUAGAAGGAGAGUACGACACUCCCGUGGAUCUUUGUAAAGAUAUACGUCUCAUCUUCAGCAACUCCAAAGCCUAUACACCCAGUAAAAAGUCCAGGAUCUACAGCAUGAGUCUGCGAUUGUCUGCUCUGUUUGAAGAGCAUAUCAGUUCAAUCCUGACCCAUUUUAAAGCUGCUCAAAGUCUGCACAGUGAGCGAUUCACCCGUCAGCGGCAGCACACCGAGCGCUUGACCAGACAGUCUGUGAAGAGGAGGAGGAGCUCUUCACCUUCAAGCUCCGCCUCUAGUCCAGAAAGGAAGCGUCGGGUUUCGUCUCGCGCUCCUCCUCGAUCGGACAAUGCAGCUCCGCCCACUCCCGCUGGACCUUCCCGGGCUGCUUCUUUACGGCAAACACAUCGACAGAUCAACGGCAAGGCUGAGCCUCCGGUUGUCCCCGGUCGGACACGAAGCUCGGCCCGCUUUGGAACCCAACUCACAGAUGCACCUUCUACACAGUCAGCUCCUCCCCCUCCACCCAGCCACAGUAAGACAGCAGAGCCCUCUUCUAGAGUCCUGCGCACACAGAACUCUCACUCCAUUGGCGCCUCCAGGGAAACUGAGAGCUCUGCAGUUCCCCACACAAAUGAAGGCGGGUCCAGAGAGUCUCGCAGGAAACUUCGGACACCUGUAAAACUCACACCAGGUCCAGUCGAUCACGACUCUUCUCCUCAAAACAGUUUGCAUUUGAAUGGUCAUAGUCAAGUGACUCUGGGAGUGGUACGAAGAGGCCGGGGCCGACCCAGAUUAGACGCACAAAUACGAACGCCAGUAGCGGUACCGCCACCCCCACUGCCCCAGGCCUCUGGAAAAAAGAGAGGGAGGAAAAGCAAGAAAGAGCUGGAGUCCCUACGAAGAAGCUCAUCCCAUGAGGAGGAGCUUCUUCUGUCUACUGGUGAUGAGGGUGGGGCUUCUUCUACAGCCCUGGACAGUAGUCUUUCAGAUUCAGGGAUAGUGACUCCAGAGUGUCCCAAACCACAAGGUAGACCACGAGUCAUCAGGACACCGGAUACCCCAGCUCCUUCAAGCCCCAAAGCUCUCAGAAGGAGCAGUCGGCGUGGCAACGAAGAAACCACACCCCCUACGCCAGGCCCCGCCCAAAGGGAGGAGCCUGACAUUUAUAUGGGAGAGGAUGGUAGCUCGAAAGGGCAGAUGAGAACGCGUAACCAAGGCCGAAGGACAGCUUUUUAUAACGAAGAAGACUCUGAGGAAGAGCAAAGACAGCUUUUGUUUGAGGAUGCCUCGAUUACUUUCGGCACGUCAAGCAAAGGGAGAGUCCGCAAGCUCACCGAGAAGGCCAAAGCCAACCUUAUUGGCUGGUAACAAUGCCAACUUUGCAUGUCCUAUGCGACACAACCCCUUAUCCUCGCCCCACUGGGGAGGGGGAACCAUUCCUGCUGCUAUCAGACUGUCAUGAUUAUCUGAAUCUUUCAUUCUGACUCUCUAAAUUGAUUCUCAUGUUUUGAAUCUUUGACUCUUUUGGUGACUUCAAGAGUCAUGGCCCCUUGAAUCCCCCCACCUUAUACAUUUUCUUCCACAGAAAAUCACAAAUGCAGUUAAAUACUGAUUUUCAUAUGCACUAUUUGAAUGCCAGUGAAGAAAGGUACUUAUACAGUCUUAUGAAUCCAAAUACCUGAUUUCAUCUCUCAAGAAAGCACUUAUUUGAGGACGUUCGAGUGUGUGUGAGUGUGGUAUAACUUGAGCUUUUACUCUGUCUCGUUUCUUUAAACUGUUAAUUUUAAGCAUUGUUUUUACACGGUUGUUGCAACAAAUCAAACACUUGUUCAAAAAUAAAAUCUAUUUUUAACAGAUCAUUGUGUAAGUGGCUGUAAAGCUGUAGUGGCGUGCAGAGAAAGACCUCAUAAAUCGCGUGUUGUCUUUUUAACGUCUUUCUCUGCGAGUCAAGAUCAGUGGCAGUGGUAAUUCACGCAUGUUUUUAUAUAAUUAGCAAUACCUUGU
Molecule: messenger RNA, 5429 nt
Organism: Sinocyclocheilus anshuiensis
Lineage: Eukaryota; Metazoa; Chordata; Actinopteri; Cypriniformes; Cyprinidae
Product: PH-interacting protein-like
Exons: 32
Biological process (GO): cytoskeleton organization; regulation of cell shape; regulation of transcription by RNA polymerase II
Cellular component (GO): nucleus
Molecular function (GO): protein binding
Source: RefSeq, a predicted model, not a curated record